AUGGAAGACUUCCAUGAUAGACUCUUCAAUCUCAUUCCUAUCGGGAACCCACCUGAACACCCAAGAUCACCCGACCCAUCCUCUGCUUUAGACAUGCGAGUUGAAGAUGUGCAUCCCACUGCAGGCAAGGUGAUACGUAUGGAUGAAAUGGUGCAUCAGAGAUGGAGGAGAGAAUUUGGAGGAUCUGAUACCAACGGAGACGUGGUGAUGGAAGAUUUGGGAGAGGGGACAUCCAUGAAGACAAACAUGUUUGCACCAUUUGAGUCUGAGCUAGAGUGGAGAAAUGACCCAGAGCACAAACAUAUCAUCUAUCAUCGGAAUCCGAUUGACGCUGUCAAGACAUUACUUGGAAAUCCAGCACACGCAAAUGAUAUUGUCUAUAGACCCAAGAGAGUUUUCACCAAUGCUUCUAGGGAUAGUAGGAUCUACAAUGAGAUGUGGACUGGGGACUGGUGGAACACUGUCCAAGACAGACUUCCAGCAGGGUCUUGUGUGGCUCCAGUCAUCAUCGCCACUGACAAGACCCAGCUCACCCAGUUUGCUGGCGACAAGACUGCCUACCCUGUCUACCUUACCUUGGGGAACCUUCCCAGAGCCAUUAGACGGAAACCAUCCCAGCAUGCCUGUAUCCUUGUUGCAUACCUUUCUGUCAGCAAGAUGGUUGGCGCUGAGCUCAGCAAGAAACAAAAAUCUACCCGCAUUCAACAGCUCUUCCAUGACUCUAUGUGGAUAGUUUUGGAGCCACUAAUAGAAGCAGGAAAAAGCGGUGUUGAGGUGACUGGAGGAGAUGGUAAAGUGCACAUGGUGCACCCGAUACUGGCUUGCUAUGUGGCAGAUUACCCAGAGCAGUGCCUGGUAACUUGUGCUAAAUACGGGACCUGUCCCAAGUGCGAGGUGGAUGAUAGCCAGAUGGGAGAUGGAGAACCGGGUCCAUGGAGGACCCAAUGCAAAACCUCCAAGAUAAUAGAAGCUGCCAGGGCCAACUCUACAUCUAUCAGCAACUUUCAGGAGCGCUGCAAGCAGGACAAUGUAUCAGGAGGGGUGAGGCGCCCAUUCUGGGAGAGGUUCCCACAUUGCGACAUACACAUGUCCAUCACCCCUGAUGUACUACACCAGUUGUACCAGGGGGUGGUAAAGCACCUCGUCCACUGGUGCAGCAACGUGAUGACUGAAGCUGAGUUGGAUGCUAGGAUUAGAUCACUUCUGCCUUGUUUUGGUAUGCGACAUUUCAAGAACGGAUGGUCUCGCCUGGCUCAGAUAUCAGGGAAGGAGAGGAAAGACAUGGGAAGGAUACUUCUGGGGUGCAUAAUAGGGAAAGCUCCAUCUCAAAUGGUAGCCUGUUAUCGAUCACUACUGGAUUUCAUAUAUAUAUCUCAAUAUCCUUCACACAACAAGGACUCUCUGGGUUAUCUUCAAGUGGCCUUAGAGCAGUACCAUGCCAACAAGUGCAUCUUGAUUGAUCUAGGCAUCCGCGAUCACUUCAACAUCCCUAAGCUGCACUCCAUGCAGCAUUAUGCUGAGUGUAUUAGAGAUUUUGGUACUACUGAUAAUUACAACACAGAAAUGUUUGAGCGUUUCCACAUUGACUAUGCAAAGGAGGGGUGGAGGGCUACCAAUUUCAGGGAUGAACUACCACAGAUGACUCAGUGGUUGAGUCAUCAGGAAAAGGUCGCAAUGUUUGAAACCUACUUGAAGGACUAUCAUCGGACUGAAAUGGCCAGGAGGAGAUAG
This is a messenger RNA of Suillus discolor, 1731 nucleotides long. RefSeq lists its product as uncharacterized. Lineage: Eukaryota; Fungi; Basidiomycota; Agaricomycetes; Boletales; Suillaceae. The record is from RefSeq and is a predicted model, not a curated record. The transcript is spliced from 5 exons. Bases 1 to 1731 code for a protein of 576 amino acids.